Molecule: messenger RNA, 4264 nt
Organism: Agrilus planipennis (emerald ash borer)
Lineage: Eukaryota; Metazoa; Arthropoda; Insecta; Coleoptera; Buprestidae
Product: nipped-B-like protein A
Exons: 6
Coding region: 458-4264 (1268 amino acids)
Biological process (GO): establishment of protein localization to chromatin; regulation of gene expression; establishment of mitotic sister chromatid cohesion
Cellular component (GO): Scc2-Scc4 cohesin loading complex
Molecular function (GO): chromatin binding
Source: RefSeq, a predicted model, not a curated record
UUUCGCAUUACAGGCUUUUAUACGUUCAAACUGAUAUAUUAAAUUAUAUAUUUUGUGUUUUUCAAAAUAAGGUCCCUUCAAAUUUAUAUUACCCGCUAUAUAACGAAUGUCGACAUCUUAGGAAAAUGGCGGAAAUUAAACAGAAUAAGCACUGCAACAGCUAACUGGAGUUUGCCUCCCAUCAACUGUUUUGAACGUCGCCAUUAAAUUGGAUUUUAUUGUAAAUAUUGCGAUGAGUGUGUAAGAAGUGAACAGUUUUUAUAAUAAGUGCAACAAUGAAUUUGUUUAAGGCAUCAAAUACUUGAUAAUAUACCUCUGUAAGCUUUAUCAUACUCGGAUGGAACCAAAUAAGAAGCAUCCGAGGCAAAAACAAAUACAUUUACCUUCAAAAAUGCAUCGACCAGAUAUGGUAUUACUAUACAUGAUGUUCGGGUGAGCUCAGAGCUUGUCCGUGGAUAUGGAGCGGGAAAUACCGAGUGUUCCCAUCACCACACUUGCAGGAGUGGCCAGUUUAACUGAACUGCUGCCAGAAAUGCCACUUCCCACACCUCUUCCACAAACAUUGAGUAACAAGUCAUUACUCUUUCAUCCAAGGGUUGCGGAAGAAGCCCAAAAUUUGCUGGGAACUAAAGAUGAAGUUCUUAUACCUCAGUUGGUUCAGUCUUUAUCCCAAACAUCUUCACACUACAUAGAGGUGAAAGAUAUUUAUGCAGGUUUGGAACAGCAGCAAAUUGAACAACAAGAAAAUGCUCCUGAACUUUUAAAGGCAGUAUUAACUGCAAACCCGAGUCUUUUUACUUCUGUUACUGGUUCUCAAGUUGGUCAGGAUCACUCGGUUUUUGUAAAAAAAGAAAUAAAACAAGAGAAACCAGAAACACCAAGUACUUGUUCUACUUCAUUCAAACAAGAGGUUACACCAAGUACUUGUUCAUUCAAACAAGAGGUUUUAACCGUUAAUAAAGAACAACAAACGAAUAAUGAGGAAAAACACUCAAAAGACACUCAAACUUAUAGUGGAAGUGAAACAUUGCCGUCUGAUUUAUUUUUACCUGCCACUGAUGUAUCCCAAAUAGGUGAACUAUCAACCCAGUCACAACAGCAGCAGAUGCCUUCGAGACCGUCCGUUAUUACAGCACAGGCAACUACCCAAACAAUUACUCAGAGCCAAGUAUCACAAUCAGAGCAAUCUCAACCAAAAAGGGAGUCUUCCACAACAGAACAACUUCGACAGCUAAGGCGCACUACAAUUACUAAGGAACCAAUAGAAAUAGUAAUUCAGGAUGAAGAAACGCAAACAACACCGACACCGCUUACACCUGCAUCAGCUCAAACAAAUCACAUAAAACAAACAACAUCUAGCAGUCAAACAACACCUAAUACAACACCCACCCCAACACCUAUUACAAUAAAACAGCCUGUUGUAAAACUGGACCGAAUAUCAGAGGAUGAUCAGAUGCUUAUGCAAAUUAGCAUAUCAAAAUUUGCAGAGUGCAGACCUGAUUUGGCUAAAGAAUUAGGAAUUGUGCCUAAGCAGGAACUUGAAGAUCCUGAAAGUGAAGGUAGUCAAAAAAAAAACUCAAAAUUAAAAAGGCGUGCCGCGGGCGCAGACGAAGACGCUGAUUACAUUCCCGACGAAUUUUCUGCACUUGUGGGCAGCACAAAAAGAAGAAAAACCGUGAUAAAGGAAGAAAAACCGGAACCGAUCAUGGUAAAACCAAAACUAAGAAGGGUGGAGAAGAAAUUUGUCCCAGUUCUCGAGAAACUUUCUACUGAAGAGCUUAUGGAGACAAAUACUUACCACCGAUUUAACAAAUCAAUAGAACAUGUGUUAAAAAAUCAGGAGGAUAUAGAUUGUCCGGAAAUUUCUGAAGAUGGCAUUGUCCAAGAUGAAUAUCUUCUUAACAGAGUGACAAUGAAAGAACUUGUUACUGAAGCAGCUAAAUUGAAAAAUUUAGGUGCUACAGAAAUGAUUCCAACUGAUAAAUUGGUAAGACUGUUAAAUGUAAUGGAAUUAAACAUAAGGGGCGGUGACCGCGUUUCUCCCAUAACUGAUGAAGAUAAUGAAAGUAUUCGUCAAUUAUGGAUGGAAACAACCAUGGACAGGGUCAUGGGAGCUGCCGAUGCUUGUUUAGUUUCUCUUUAUCUCAUGACUUCAUCAAAUAUGCCCAAAAGGGUGUAUUUAGAGGAUGUCAUAGACAGGGUGGUGCUGUAUAUUAAAUACCAAUUGCAUAACACGAUUUUUCCUUCUUUUGAUUCCACCUACAGGCUGGACAAUAAGAAAAAGGACGGUCGUAGAAAGAAAAAUGCCCAGGUGUCAGAAAAAAGUAUACUGGUUUUGUACAAUAAAAUGUCAGAGCUAAUUAACUUGUUAGCAGAACUGCUCAGUAUUCAGGUAUUAACAGAUACGUCUGUUCUUCACGCGUCUUCAAUGGGCGUGUCACCAUUUUUCGUGGAAAAUGUCAGUGAACUUCAAUUAGCAUGUUUAAAGUUAGUGACAACUAUUUUCACGCGCUACGAAAAACAUCGCAGGCUACUACUAGACGAUAUUCUUGCCUCUAUUGCUCGUCUUCCGAGUACAAAGCGUAGCCUUAGGACUUACAGGCUCAGUGGUGACGAACAUAUACAAAUGCUUACGGCAUUGGUUCUACAGUUAAUUCAGUGUGUUGUGGCGCUUCCAGAGAACAUUACUAAACCGGAUAAACAGUCUGAAAAUUCGCACCCAGUUGACCAAGACGUAUUGAUUUGUAAUAAAUAUGAAAAGGCUACGACCACGGCUGGAACUUUCUUGGCGGUUUUUCUAAGUAAAUGUGGCAGCAAAUCUGAAGACAUUGAUUAUAGACCUCUCUUUGAAAACUUUGUCCAGGAUUUGCUUGCAACUGUUAAUAAACCAGAGUGGCCAGCCACAGAACUAUUACUUAGCCUUUUAGGAAAAAUGUUGGUCAAAAACUUUUCAAAUAAAGGAACCGACAUGUCCCUAAGAGUAGCUAGUUUAGACUACUUAGGUGUUGUAGCUGCCCGCCUUCGUAGAGACAGCAUUGUAUCGAACUGUAAAGUUGAUACAAUAGAUCAAAUGAUAAGAGACAUUAAGCUAGAAGAGUCUAAAGAUAGUGACGAGGCGUUAUUAAAGAAAAAGAAAGAAAAAUUGGACAUCGAAGAGGACAGACUUCGUUUUUUGCAGGGUGUACUUCUUGACUUUUUAGCUGUGAGUGGUCAAACUGACGAAGCUCAUCGUCACGCAAGACAUUUUUAUAUAGCUCAGUGGUAUAAAGAUGCAACAAACGAAAAAUCCCGCGUUGUUUCUGAGAAAACUAACGCUAAAGAAAACCACAGAUCUCGUUCAAGGAAAGGAAUAAACGACGUUGACAAUUCUGAUUCAGAAGAUAACGAAGCAAGAGACAUAUCAACUGAUCAGGAACAUGCAGAAAAGUUUCGUAUGUUGGAAGACAGAAAGAAGUUCCUUAUCAACAAAAUACGUCCCUUCCAAGAAAAAAUUUCUUCCGGUAAUCGUGUAAAAGUUUUCGAAACUUAUAUUGAUUACAGUAGCGCAGAGCUAAUUGCUCAAUACCUUGCUUCGAAAAGAUACUUCUCUCAAAGUUUUGACCAAUAUCUUAAAGCUAUUCUUAUAGUGCUGAAGGAAACAUCUAUAGCAAUUAGAACAAAAGCGAUGAAAUGCCUCGCGUCUAUAGUAGAAGCUGACCCGUCGGUUUUGGGAAGACAUGACAUGCAAAUGGGCGUAAACCAUUCUUUUCUUGACCACGCCACUUCUGUUAGAGAAGCAGCAGUUGAUCUUGUUGGUAAAUUUGUUCUAAGUCGCCCAGAGUUGAUAUCGAAAUAUUACGAAAUGCUCUCUGCGCGUAUCUUGGAUACUGGUGUGAGCGUUAGAAAGCGUGUCAUCAAAAUUUUAAAAGACAUUUGCAUCGAAUGUCCGGAUUUUCCAAAAAUUCCGGAAAUUUGUGUUAAAAUGAUACGCAGAGUUAAUGAUGAAGAGGGCAUAAGAAAAUUGGUAAUGGAAGUAUUUCAAAACAUGUGGUUUACCCCCACCAAGGAUUCGUCUCUUUUACGUAAAGUAAUGAAUAUUACAGAUGUUGUUGCUUCAGCUAAAGACAUUGGAUUGGAAUGGUUUGAGCAGCUUCUGAUUAGUUUGUUUAAACCAAAAGAAGAUAAAGACGAUUCUACCAAAAUUCCGACAGAACCAUCGAGAACGUUAAUUUUAGCUUGUACCCAGANAUAUUAUAUUUUUUUAUUAAUGUCCCCUUUUAAAUAA